AUGAUAGAUCUUGUAGUGGAUGAUGCUAAUUUUUAUAAAGACUCGCGCGUCCGGACGGGGCAUCGGCCAGAGAGCAGAGGGUCUGUGAGCUCAUCGCAGGGACUUAAAUCAAGUGGUAGAGACAUUAAGACUAGUAGUCUAAAAAAGAAGAAAAGAAUAGGUGAAGGGAUGGAAGACAGUGUACUUAAGGCACUCAAAGAAGAAAUGGAAGAUGGACAACUGGAAGACAUGGAUGACUUAGAUGGUGUUUUCGCUGCCUCAUACACAUCCAUUCUUCAUUCGACUCGAGGAAGCAAAAGCAAGGAGGGAUCAGGACAAAGAAGGUCAUUGGAUCACCGGGAAUCUAUAGACACCACCCUCAGUCAGUCGGGGUCAGUACGGCCCCAACCAAGGGCCCCUUCUAUUUCCAUGGAAAAUAAAUUAAAUGUUGUUAGUAAUCAGAAUAAUUCUUCUCAUGAUCAAGUUGAAGCAGAAAAACCCACGCUCUGUAACUGUUUUAGCCUUAAUUGUUUCCGAUCUUCCCGUGUAUCUUGUGGCCGUGAUGAUAUGGUCAAAGAUAGCACUAAGAAACCUGUUGUGACCAAUGGAAAGCCUUCAAAUGAUGAAGUGUUCUUUACUGCUAAUACCCCUCAGAAACCUGAGAUAAAUAUCGAUGUCACUUCUGAUAUUGCAAGCCAGGGACACAAGGGGUCUAUGCAAUCAUUACAUGCAUUAGUACAGGAACCAUUAGUUAACUCCCGUCGUUCGUCAGUGACGACGAUUCGAGGGAUAUCCAGGGCUGGCACCCCCGCUCAGGACUUUGAUGGCACGCGUAGUGCCAGUAACCUUGGCAUGGCUUCGGUGUCAGAUUUCGGAAGCUCAAUCAUCCGAGUCAACACACUUCUGGCUCCGGAGGAACGAAAAAAGACUUCCGUCAGUAUUUACCUCCUAAAUCUCCAAUCCCCCAUGCUGAUGCUGAUCCGCAGUGCAUGGAAUAAUUACCUCAUUAAACACACCCUCAACAUUGACUUAGAUUAUGAAAAGAGCUUCAAAUCCGGUGCGAUAAGAAGUGGUCCUGUCCAAAGGUAUGACAUCAUCAGGAGAGAGAGAAAGAGAGAGCUGGAGAGAGAGAGUGAAAGAGUACAAAGUCCAUUUAGAAAUAAAAUUAAUGAGUGCUUAAAAUAUAAAAUGCAAGCAUAG
Messenger RNA from Saccostrea cuccullata (small rock oyster), 1179 nucleotides. RefSeq lists its product as uncharacterized. Lineage: Eukaryota; Metazoa; Mollusca; Bivalvia; Ostreida; Ostreidae. The coding region runs from base 1 to 1179 and encodes 392 amino acids. The record is from RefSeq and is a predicted model, not a curated record. The transcript has 4 exons.